GCGCCAACGAUUCACUUGUUAGUUCUUAUAUCACCUCCACGUUAGGCAGCCUUGAAGCGUACUCAUUCCUGACUUGCAACAUCGUUUUGAGGAAAAAUUUCUCACAUAUCACUUUAAUUUGACGAACAUGACGACAAGAAGAGCGAAACGCGAAGCUGUCGAGAAGCUGCAGCCACCCGUGAGUUGUUAAAGCAUAUUUCUUCUUUUUCUCUCCUCACACUUUAUCUGACUUUAUCAGGAUGCUCGGUGUUAUCUUACAUGAGACAUGUCGAGGACUUUCAACCAACUUAAGAUAGUUUUAAGAAAACUGAGUAGACCUAAGUAAAGUAUUACUUAAGACGAUAGUAAGUUGUGUGCUUGUGUUCCACUUUCGCCGAAACGUAUUUAGAGUUUAUGUUCUAAUACACACUAUCUCCCCAAACUUGUUGAUAACCUAACUGUAAUGUACUUUUCACAGGCAUUGACCCCUGAAGACCCAGAAGACCCGGUCCGAAGAUCCUCACGAAGCGUGCUGACCCCGAAACGCCUCAAAUACUCUCCCGAGAACAGCCCUCCACAAACCAAGAAGAAAACAGUAAGAGACGCUAGAUAUUAAAAGGCAGUUUACAAAAAAGUCAGCUUUUUUGGUGUGUAAAUGUGCUCAUAUGUGUUUUUGAUAGAGCACCAAAAUCAACAAUGUCAAAGACGGAGAGAAGAAACAAAAAGACAUUAAAAAGGAAGAGGAGGAUGUCGAAAACAGUGAUGUGGAGCACCCAUCUGUAAGUAUAAAACUACAGAUAUAACACAUACCACUAUGCUGUUUCAUGAUUAAAAGACAUGAACAUAAAAGUACAUUUAUUCAGUAGAUCCCCUGUAACCAAAUCAAGUGUGUACCAAAUGUUGUGUAAGACAAAGAUUUUGCAUUCUUGUGUUUUUUAGGUUGGACACAGAGAACUCUCAGAAUAUGAGCUGAAGCGGCUGGAAAACAUCAGACAGAAACAAGCUUUCAUGUCCUCCAUCAACAUAUUCCAGGUGCGUGUUGACUUCUCAUGAAUCCAGCAUAAUUUUGCUUCAGUUCUAGAUAACAUUCACUGACGAUUAAAUUUGUCACAGCUCUGACAUUUCAUUAUUUUCCACUUUUAUAUAGAUCAUUAAUUCUUCCCAGUCUUACUGAAUAAAAAUAUAGACACAAGAUCUUAUGCUCUACUGUUUUUUUCUUUGUCCAAAGGCUGCUGAGGAGUUGAAGCAGUUGGCACGACCAAAGCCAUCGCAGAGAGGUCUCAUGAGGUAAAAUCAUGUCAUGGUUCCUACUGCCACCUUACUUUUGGGAACCAGUAACUUUGACUGUGUUGAAUCAGGGUUAGAGUGAUGAGUGACUUGAUUGAGUUUUAGUAAUUACCUCUUUUAAAUGCACAUUAUGCUUAAUCGUUCAGGUUAUUAUACCAAAAUCCACAUGAACCAUUAGGAAAAACUUCAUACGUAGCACAAGUGCUGUUGGCGUCAUCAUAAUGCUCACGGUCCCUGGUUGCAGGUCUCACGCUGUUGUGAAGGAAGUGCUGCCAGCUAGAAAGUCUCUUCGUCUCCAAAAGAAAGAGGCUGAUAUCUUGACCCUUCCUCCUGAACCCAAAGGGACGCUUGGCUUUGUAGAGGUGGCUGCAUAUCAAUAAUUUCAAAUACAAAAUAAUUUAUCAAUCCUUUUCAUACUCCCCUCUUUCUUUCUAACUCAUCUAAUUUCACAUUUACUUUACUUUUAAAGUUCACUCCUUCUAAGAAGCCCUCUGGCCCUUUACUAAUGGACGCCAUCAACACGGAGGAAGGGAGCAAGCUGCCAUCAGACCUUUUCACGCUCUGCUCAGAGGUAGGGCCUAGUUCUUUUUUUCGUGUAUAAUGUUUUUUUUAGAGCAUUUUUAAUAAACUCGACAGGUGUGCCAGUAACAUCUAAAAUUGGUUGUAGGUUUCUGAUUUUGAAUAUACUUGAGCCUAGUAUGAAUUCUUGUUCAACUAUAUUGUUGAUUUACAUUUUAAAAGUGUUUUUUCUUUUUCUUUCUAGGAUUCAACACAAGAGAAAAAGACCAAACUUGACCUGAAAGAGUAAGAUGUUUCUUUCAUGGAUCUGUUUUCCGAACUACUCCACCUCAGAGGUUUUGAAUUUUUUAUUUGCAAACAGGCAGUGGCAUAAACACUUUACUUCUGAUACGCAGGUACCGCUCAGCCCUGAAAAAUAUGAGGAUAUCUGAGGAGAAAGUGGCCAAAGUGGUGAAGGACCGCAUCUUCUCAGCUGCCUUUCACCCCUGCUCCAGCAGCCUUGUCAUGGCAACUGGAGACAAAUGGGGGAAAGUGGGACUGUGGAAGCUGGUGAGUCCUUUUAGCUGGUCCAUGGUUUGUAUUUUUGAUCACAAAAGGUCAGAAGACAACAGACUACACAUUUAAAAUACUUAAGCAACUUAGAAGAUUCCUAAACUCAUUGGAAAAAUAUGUGCCACUGAAAAAGAUGUCAUUGGGACUGUAUUCCUGGUACAAGGCAAGACUGAAGCUCAAUAAUCUUUUGAGAUCAGCCCACUAGAAAAUACAAAUACUGGAGCACAAUUGAAAGGAAACUUUUUUUCAAUUUAUACCCUAGAAGAUCUUACAUUUAGAAAUGGUGUGAAAUGAUUGUUAAGAAACCAUGUGUGCAUUUCUUGAAGGGGGGUGACUGGGGCGAUGACGGCGUCCUGCUCUUCCAGCCUCACACCCGUCCAGUGGGCUGCAUGGCGUUCUCCAAAGCUCGUCCCACUCAGCUGCUGAGUCUCAGCUAUGAUGGAUCUCUGCGCUGCAUGGAUGUAGAGAAGGCUGUCUUUGAUGAUGUGAGAGAACUGGCAUUAUAAGCGUCAUAAUGAGAAUUUAAAACUAAUUUUCAAAACCUCCUUUUCCAUUAAUCACUCUGUUUUUAUUUCUGUUUUCUCUUAGGUGUAUGACAUUGAUGAUGGUCUGAAAACAUUUGAUUUUAUGUCACAUGACUGCUCCAUACUAGUGGUUGGGACCUGGUACGGAGACGUCGCCAUUGUGGACAGGCGCACACCAGGGUAAUAUAUUGUUGAUAAGUCAUACAGAAUGAUAGAUGUUUAUCUUUUACACAGUAUGGGUGCACCAUUUGAACCUUAGUUUAUCAUUAACCUGAAUGUGCUGCUCUUGAAUUCUCAUUUUCUCUUCAGAAACUCACACGAGUCCCUUCACUCUGUGGACCCCAAGUCACUGCGCUGUGUCAGUGUCCACCCACUACAAAAGCACUACUUUGCUGUGUCAGAAAACAAGUACGUCUAAUGAGAGAUUUAAUUUCACCUUGUAUGAAUAUUUUACAUCCACACGUUCUUUCUUUUAUCUUCUGUUUCAAAGAUUUUACUGAGUCUGUUUUGAUCUGGCCUCCAGGGUUGUGAGCAUUUAUGACAGCAGGUGCCUUAAGAAGACAAAGAGCCAGGCAGUCUCCCAGCUGCAUGGACACUCUUUGAGCAUUUCCAGCGCCUAUUUCUCCCCCUCCACAGGAAACCGAGUCCUAACCUCCUGCAUGGACAACAACAUAAGGUAACACCAGCUCCGCACUCAAAAUGAUUGUUUAAUACUUGUUUAGUUUCCCUGGCGAUUCUCACUUUCUACCCUGAACUCUUUUGACAGAGUAUACGACACAUCGUCUAUGACUUCAAGAUCUCCUCUGCUUUCAUCCAUCAGGUUAUAUAUAUUUUUAUGUUUUGGCAUCUAUCCUCAUCUUUUGUUUUUUUUCUUUGGGGCUCAGGAAACCUGAGAAUUCUCACAGCUUAUUUUACCAAUCUCCAUUUUCAGACAUGACAUGCACACGGGCCGCUGGCUGACCAAACUGUCAGCAGUGUGGGACCCAAAACGGGAAGACUGCUUCGUGGUGGGGAGUAUGUCCAGACCUCGGAGGGUGCAGGUAUUCCAUGAAAGCGGCCAGCUUCAGCACUCCUUUAUGGAUGAAGAGAACUUGAGCACAGUUCUGUCUGUUGCUCUUUUACACCCAACGAGGAAUGCUUUGGUGGGCGGCAACGCGUCAGGGCGUCUGCAUGUCUUCUCUGACUGAGAUUGGGACCAAAAUCUGUUGUCCUGACCCCAGAGGGACAGCUAGAACCAUUUACAGUGUAGAUGUCCCUCUGGGGUGUAUCACCACUGGAAAUGUACUGUGACACUGUUGUUGGGACCAAAACGCAAUAUGGUCAAAAUUUAACUACUAUAGGAAAGCAACACACAUCACCGUAAUGUAAGAUACACUCAGUCACUAACUGGAGAAAUGUUAAACUUAAGGUUCUGUAAGGUUACUGAUAAGCUAAGAGCAAACACAUUAACUUUGAUGAUAAUAUUUGAAUUCUCUGCCUAGUUUUAACAACAAAACGAAUUGUUUUCUAUAGUAGAGAGGGUUAAAAUAAUCAGAGACAUGCAUCUUACAGUGUAAAUUCUGUCAAAACUUGAUACAGCAUCUGUAAAAUAACAUCUAUGCCCCUUUUACGUCUUAUCUUCUAACAGUGACAACAACUUAGUUUUGUUUUUUUCUUUAAUAUUCAGGAAAUAGUGACUCGUCUUCCGCUUAUCUUAAAUAUCAAAUACUAGUUCCUACAAGUUCAGGUCUCCUCUGUUUGUUGUGCCAGAAGAUUGACUCGUCAGUGUUUCUCCUGUGAGUGGUGCGUCACAUUGAUUGUGUUAAAGUUUAAGACCAUCUUUUUUUUUUAAAUCAGAUUCCUGGGAGCUGGAUGGAGACUCUGUUUUUCAGUCAGAAAUCAGAAAUCCAGUAAGGAGAGAACACAGAACAGACCCUGGCGGUAAAUGUGACGAGGUUUUUCACAUAUUUCAUAAAACUCCUUUUGAUACUUCCUGCACCAUCAGCUUCUCAAAUUCCCGAAGUCUUAAAGAGAAACCAGAGCAGCUCCUUUAUAUGGGAUAUCUGUGUAUUUUAGUUGAAAGGGCUUCAUUGUUAAAGUUCCUGAUAGAAGGUUGCGUUUGUUUUUUUUUUUAUAUGUUUAAGUUUGUACCUGUAGCUACUGAAGCAAAAACAAUAAAUAUGGAGAUUUUUUAACAAAACAUUUUAAGUGUCAGUUUUGUUAAUUACAGCGGCUGUUUUUCCACUUUCACCACAAGAUGGCAGCAUUGUAGCAUAUUACCAUGGGACAGAAAGACCAGUGUGUGUGUGCUGGUGUUGACUGUUUAUUUUUGGUGAAUUUACGAUUGAAUUUGUGGCCACACUGGCUGCCAGAUGUCAAGAAUAGAUUAUAUUUAUUCAUAAAUAGAUUACACCAGUCUCCAGUGAGUGAUUGGAAAUAAGCAGUCUCGUCGGGAGGUAAUAAAUGCAGAACACAUGCUUACAGAGACAUCUCCUUGUGCAGGGCCAUGUUACAGGAAGGACGUUUACAUCUGAACCUUGUUCCUGUUUACAUGAAUCAGUAAAAUGAGUACAAGAGAUGCCUGUCAGUAGAGCUGUCACCCUUCAUUAUCACUGCAGGUUCAAGUGAUCAGAAACAAAUAAUGAUACCAAAAACAGAACUGCACCGCAAGACAGAAAGAGUCAGGUAGUUAAGUCUGCUACUUCUGCUUCAGGAACAAAAAAGCGAAGAAACAAAAAUCUAGAGUCGAGGAAAAAUGCCUCCUCUGUUGUAUGUGUUGAGAUCGUUCACAUAUAUUUUCACACAGAAAUAAACACAGACUCCAUCUCUACAAAGUCUGAAAAGCAGGACUGAAAAACACAAAGAUAAAUCAAAUGAACAGACAUCCCUUCUUGAUAUGACACAUAGCAGAGAAAUCUUUCAGACUGUGGGUUUCCAGGUCUCAGGCACCACUCCCUGAACACAUGCAUCUACAGGCUGGUGUACCUGCUGUUGGGAUUCAAAAGUCAUUUUGUAGAAACAUUAGUUUACAGUUAAUUGUUAUUUAAACUCAUUCAUUACCUGUUAUAUUUAUUGCUUAAAUUUUGUUCUUUCUUUAUACAUAGGAACUACAAAUAGGUCUUAUAAUAAAGUACAAAUUACAGGAAGUAGAAGGUCAAUCCGUACCUGUCUAGACUUUUGCUUCAUACAUGAUCCCCUUCCACCAACAACAUCAAUCAAAAACCAUCGAUCACAGUCUGAAUAAGAGCAAGUACCUUAUGAAAACCAGCCAUAAAUGUACAUAUAUGAGUGUUUCUGAAUCUGAAAUCAUCAGUAUGGUACAAAAAGUAAUCACUUAAAGUAAGAUGUUUAAUUCUUUAAGUUUUCUUUCACAAUUUAACUUUAUAAAAGGAGACAGCUAUUCUUGAAGUAACUUUCCGACCGCCCACACUGGCACCUCCUUUCCGCUUAGCCCUCAGCCAAUCACUUUUCUCCUCCACAUCAACACAUCUAUUUGAUUAGUGACCAGCCAACAUUUCCACUGGCACACACUGACAUAUGCACAGUCUAACUAGCUACUUGAAAGAUUGUUCGAAAGACCAACAGUCACAGACCGACUCGUAUACUAAAGCUGUUGAUUUCUCUGUGCUGUAAAGACACACUGCAGGUAAAAUAACACAUACUUGAUAAUAAGGCUGGAGGAGGACAGCUGGCUAUCUACAGAGUCCAUCUGUUGACGCAAACCGACACAAACAUCAGACGACAGAGGUUUCUUUGGUAGGCGUGAUGAAGCAAAUCGCAGUAGGACGUAAACACGACUCAUCUUAAGCUCUCUUAUAAGCAGGGCUGAAAAAAAAUAACGUUUCAUGUGCAUUCAGAGUCACUGCGAGGAAAUCUAUGUCGAGAUGAGUUUUCAAGUUUUUUUUUUUACAGAAAUGGGAACAUAGUUGACAUAUAUUCACGGUUCACAGAGAGACGCAAAAGUCCUAUAACAGCAGGGCAAAACAAAGAUAUAUUACCUUCACUUAGCAUGGCUCUUCAACCAAAACAAGCUCAUUAACUGUAUGCUGGGGGGGAAAUAACACUCAUUUUUGCACUUAACAAAGGUCAAACAAGGUCAAAUUCUCCUUAAUGAAAAGGAUCUUGGCUUUUUACUACUAACAGUAUUGCACAUCAAAGGUAAACUCCUUCUACGGAGUGCAGGAGUCAAAGAUCUACCCAAACACUUCACUAUCACUACAGUGCUAGCUCACAUAGUCCCACCCUGUUUAUAACUACUGUAAAAGAAACUACAGCGAAGGGACGACACUUCCUGACACAGCUGAUUGUAGCUAUUAGCAUUAUUUGGCUCCUAUGGUAAAGUCAGUAAAGUUACCACCUCCUUAUAGCCUUACAGUUUCGUCUUAAUUUAAAGUCAGUGGAUGAUGAAGCUUUGCAGGACAGACGUGGCGUCAUAAGCGCUGACGUUUAAAAGACAUCUGGCCACAAAUAAAGUCACACUCAAUACAAAAAUAAUUAUUAAAUCUAACAGCCCUGGGUCAGCUACUGCAACUAAUUCUUAGCAUUUAAUAAAACAAAUGUAGGGCAACACCAGGACAACUCAGAUAGGUUUUCAAGGUGCUUUUCUCACUCACUUGUGUCAGGUUUUAUGGAUAUGUAAGAACUUUUCUUUAACACAAAGAGAAAAUCCUUCGACUCGGGGAUGUAUACAUUCAAUAAGUGCUGCUUGGUUUCUCAUUUCACACUUUCUCUGACCCCCUGAUUCCAGCACAACUCAAACAGCAGUCUCCAAUCUCACAGCAGCGGCCAUAAUAACAUUUAUCCAAAUGAAUAUAGUUAUUUGCUUUGAAGUAUGGAAAUCGGAUGAGCUACAAUGGCCUCUCUCUCCGAACUUUACUCAGACUCUCAAGUCACACAACACACACCCCGACGCAUCACACUCUUCUUUCCCCUUUACAACAAUGUUGCAACAUAUAAUUUAAUACAAAAAUAAAGGCAACUAUUAUCUGUGGUUGAAGAAGUGAAGUCUGUUCGGAUGAAACCCUGUAACUGUGAUUUUCCGUAAAAAUAAAACGCCUUGAAAUGACCUGAAUUCCAAAGUAAAAUGUGGUUUUCUUCCUCGCAGUGAUGGUCAAACAUGUUACACCAGGAUUUUCAGGGGACAGUCCGUGGCUUUUGACAGGAACUUCAUUCUGGGAGAAGUUGGUUUCAUAUUUGGACUUGGGUUGCCAUCCUUUCCAUUCUCUUUCUCCUGACCUGUCAGUUUUUUCGUGUCUCCAUCAGUGGAGACUUGUGUUGUGUGUCCUCCAGUCUCUGCAUUUCUGCCUCACUUGCUGAUGAGGAAACCUCCCAUCCAUCGUAGCUUACAGGCGAACCAGCGCCGAAGAGGGCAGAAGUAUUCAAAGUGGAACUGCUGGAAUUCAGGCGUCUUACGGAUGUCUCUCAGGAAGGCAAUGUCCAGGUCUGACUCUGUGAGCAUGAUGAGGAGCAGCAGCAGGACAAACAGCAGUCCGAUGGUGACCAGGAACAGACGUAAGACACUCAGGAUGAACUUGUUCAGCUCCUCCACAUCACUCGAUGAAGACUGCUUGCCUUUCCCCACGCGCAGUCCCCUCCUGCCAGAAAACUCUGUCCCCUGUCCCUCUUUUGAUGUCCCCGCCUGUGACUCCUUUUCCUCAUCAAUGCUGCAGGGAGCGCCGUUCAAGUGUCGAGCAGACGCCAUCUCCAUGCCGUGUUCUGCCACAGGUGUGGGCAGCACGCUGUCUGAGGGGCUGUAGGCCUCGUCUGAGAUGACUGCCGAUGUGCUUGCCUCGCUGCCAUCCACCAUCUGGCCCCGAGAAGACAUGAAGGAGUCGCCAUGGGAGACGGAACGAACAGGUGUGGAGUGGGCGCUGUCUCGAAGGGACUCCAGACC
Molecule: messenger RNA, 8733 nt
Organism: Xyrichtys novacula (pearly razorfish)
Lineage: Eukaryota; Metazoa; Chordata; Actinopteri; Labriformes; Labridae
Source: the annotation of a GenBank genome assembly